UCUGACCUCUCACACACUCCGCGCUUUGGCAGGUGUAUAGACUCAAACUGCCAUCACAGGAGCGCGGAUCCCCAGCAGAGUGCUGCUCUCUCCUUCUCGACACUCUCUACUCAGUCCAGCCGCAUCGAGACACCAUCAACAUGCUCACACUGGCCGCCUCUCGUCUCCUGAGGAGCUCACUGAAGACUCAGCUGGUACAAGUGGCCAAUGUUUCAGCCAAACCUGCCAAGCACAAUGUCACAGCAGGGGAGCAGGCGAUCGCCAUGACAGUCAUGUUUGUCACCAUCCUGGGUCCAUCUGGCUGGGUACUGGCCCACCUGGAGGACUACAAGAAUAAACAGUAGAAGAAGAAAGAGGACGUGAAGAGGGAGGAGACAAAGAAAAAGAGACAACGUGGCGUCAUGCUGGCUCAGUGGGCCUUGGUAUACACUGCGAUGUGGCAUCAAGGAUUUGUCUGAUGUCAUUCCCUCUCCCUCCAGUUUUUCUCUCUCUCUCCCCUCUACCAUCUUUCCAGACAGAGAUACCAGUGUUGUUUGCACUGCUGUUCUCCCUUCAUAUGCGUUUUGCUCUUCUGACUCCUUACAGUAUAUAUCUGUGCAUCUAUCAGUCACUUACCAAUAAACCAGUAUACAGUACCUACCAAACGAG
Molecule: messenger RNA, 648 nt
Organism: Myripristis murdjan (pinecone soldierfish)
Lineage: Eukaryota; Metazoa; Chordata; Actinopteri; Holocentriformes; Holocentridae
Gene: cox8b
Product: cytochrome c oxidase subunit 8B
Exons: 2
Coding region: 141-344 (67 amino acids)
Biological process (GO): mitochondrial electron transport, cytochrome c to oxygen
Cellular component (GO): mitochondrion; respiratory chain complex IV
Source: RefSeq, a predicted model, not a curated record